This is a messenger RNA of Lagopus leucura (white-tailed ptarmigan), 1844 nucleotides long. Its product is annotated as probable serine/threonine-protein kinase DDB_G0272254. The record is from RefSeq and is a predicted model, not a curated record. The transcript is spliced from 13 exons. Lineage: Eukaryota; Metazoa; Chordata; Aves; Galliformes; Phasianidae. Gene Ontology annotation, molecular function: protein binding. The coding region runs from base 1 to 1740 and encodes 579 amino acids.
AUGCUGCCCGCCUGCCGCGGCCCCGCUGUCCGGGGCGAGCUGGGAGCGGGCGGUGCCGCCUGGGACAACGACCUCGCCUUCUACGUGCUAUGGGCGCUGCGGGAGCCGCCGCGGCGGCUGAGCAGCCAGUCCAGCAAGAUGGGUUACCAGGCCUGGCUGCCCCUGCCACUGCCUAGGCAGCUGGUAGUGUUCAGCCUGGGGGACUGGAGCUGCUACUCCCCAGACACCUGCAUCACAGUGGACGUGUUGGUGGCACCGGGCGUCAGGGUGCAGCGGCUCGGCACGCUGGGGCCUGCCUGCAGGUCUCUGGUGUGGGAAGGAGACUGGCAGACGGAUGUUUUCAUGGCCUCACUGAAAGAAACGCAUGAUGGCAACCCUGUGAAGCUUGUCCUGACUGUCCAUGGACAGCUGCUCCAUGGAGUCUCCAGCAGUACACCUGCACACUCAUUUCUGGUCCCAGAGACCACCCAGUCCCCAGUGCUUCCUGCUGAUGAUGGGCCCCUUGAUCAGGACCUGGAGGAUCCUUCUGCUGUUAAGGGUCAGAGCUCCAAGAUGACUGCAAGAGCUUCCUGGCCUGCUAGGAAGGACUUCCACACAUCACUAAGGAGCCUAGUGGUACCCUGCGCCCUGAAGCAACCACCUCAUGAGAUAGAACCCGGUGAUGCCUGGAGGGAGAGUCCUGUCUGCCCCAAGGAGCCCAGGAAAGCUUUAUUUGAACCCAGAGCAUCUGAGAGAGAGCUUGAUGUAGAAGAUCUGGCAAUGGAGGAGUUGCAAGGCAGCCCCAGCCCACGGUGGUGCCAUGCCAUGUGCCUCAGCGAUCACAGAACGGUUGUUCUGGUUGGUGGAGAAGGGGCUGAUCAGCAGGCCUGCAAGGAUGCUCUUUGGAAGUUGGAAAUUGACAGCGAUUUUUGGUUUCCAGUGAGUCUCCAGCAACGAAAUGCUAUGCCGUCAUGCUUACGUGGUCACACAGCUACCUAUGACCCAGACACCAAGCGUAUCUACAUUUUUGGGGGUAUUAGGGAGGACAAAGACUACAGCGGCAUCUACAUUCUGGACACAGUCACCUGGAAAUGGCUUCUUGUGGUUGCUAAAGGAAGAAUGCCAUCGCUCAGCUACCACAGUGCAACUUUCUACCGCAAGGAGCUCUUUGUUUUUGGAGGAGCUUUCCCUAAAACAGCAUCACUGGCAGUUGGACCCUGCAGCAACAUGCUCUAUAUCUUCAAUCCAGAACAUGAAAUUUGGUACCAGCCCAUCUCAGAAGGGGAAAAGCCUCUGCCUAGGCUUGGGCAUUCAGCUACUCUACUGAAGAACAAGCUGCUGAUCUUUGGGGGUCAGAGGUCUUGUCUCUACCUCAGUGACAUGCACAUCUUGGAUCUGGGUUUCAUGGAAUAUACACCAGUUGCACUCUGUGCAGGACAGCCUUCUGCACGCUGUUUUCAUGCAGCUCUGGCUGUGUCAGACUGGAAAGUUCUGAUCAGUGGAGGCUGCAAUGCCAAGGGAGCCCUGCAGGAUGCCUUUGUUUUUAACCUAGAUACUCUUUCAUGGAGCACAGUGAUCCACCAUGACCUCUGCUCUGUGCCACGAGCUGGCCACACGUUGCUUGAUCUGACUCCCAUGAUGGAUGUGGACAAAGAGAACAAGAAUAAGCAUAAACUGCACACGGUGCUGGUCUUCGGGGGCUCCAACUGUGCAGGGGCCUUUUACAACAGCACAAAGAAGAUCCAACUGGACCUAGGAUAAUGCAGGAUAACCAGAAUGAGUCUGUCCCCUCUUUGCCAGCUUAAAGAGGGUUAAUAAUGAGUCCCAGUAAUAAAUGAGUCCCAGCAAUGUGGCAAGUGAAUGCU